AUGUCCUUCCUGUCGAAGCCAAACAGAAUCUGGUUGUUUGAUGUUGACCGGAAUCCGAUUCUGCAUGGAAUGUUGAAGACAACCUUCUAUAAUCAAUUCUGCGCUGGCGAAAAUGGGGCAGAAUGUCAGGCAACAAUUCAAGAAAUGAAAGACAUGGGCUUUCGUGGAAUGAUCUUGACAUAUGCUGCCGAGACUGUGUUUGAUCAUAGCACCCAAGCCUCACAAGGUCAAGGUACUGCUGUGAACAGCAAGGAUGGCAAGAGUGAGGACGGGCUUGUUUUCUGUCCCAGCAUCGAAGCUUGGAGGGCAGGAACGAUCGAGACCAUUUAUAUGACAGCAGCGGAAGAUUACAUUGCCGUCAAACUGACAGGCGCUGGGAUGUCAGUCACUGAGGCAUUUGCCGCCGGGGAGUUGCCCCCACAACAGAUGAUGGAUGCUUUGGAUGAAGUCUGCACAACAGCCAAAGACCGCAAAGUGCGCAUUCUCGUCGAUGCCGAGUCUCAGCAUUUCCAAAAGGGCAUUUCCCGCGUUGGUCUGGAACUCAUGCGCAAAUAUAACCGCGACGGCUAUGCCACCAUCAAUAAUACCUAUCAAGCCUACCUCAAAGGCACACCAGUUACACUAGCCAACCACCUCGCCGCGGCAAGCAAAGAUGGUUUCACACUCGGCUUGAAGCUUGUAAGAGGCGCGUAUAUGGCUACGGAUGAGCGAUCUCUGAUCCACGACACCAAAGAAGACACCGACAAUGCAUAUAACACCAUUGCCCAGGGAGCGCUGAGAAAGAAUAUUGGAGAAUUUGGAGACAAGGGCAGUCGCGCCUUCCCCUCGGUGAAUCUCUUCCUGGCAAGCCACAAUAAGGAGAGCGUGGUAACUGCUCACAAGCUUCACAAGCACCGCGUCAUGUCUGGGUUGCCUACCGUGCCGGUGCGGUUUGCCCAACUCCAUGGUAUGUCCGAUGAGGUGAGCUUUUCGCUGCUUCAGAUGAAUGAUGGCGAUGGAACGCCUGAAGUCUAUAAGUGCUCAACCUGGGGAGGUUUGGGUGAAUGUCUGGCGUAUCUUCUUCGCCGGGCAAUUGAGAACCGUGAUGCUGUGUUGCGGACGGAUGAUGAGUACCGGGCGUUGAAGGCGGAGGUUUUCCGGAGAGCAAAGUCGGUGUUUUCACUUACACCGUAG
Penicillium paradoxum is the source of this 1173-nucleotide messenger RNA. RefSeq names its product proline dehydrogenase family protein. Gene Ontology annotation, molecular function: proline dehydrogenase activity; FAD binding. Bases 1 to 1173 code for a protein of 390 amino acids. NCBI's taxonomy places the organism in Eukaryota, Fungi, Ascomycota, Eurotiomycetes, Eurotiales, Aspergillaceae. The transcript has 2 exons. The record is from RefSeq and is a predicted model, not a curated record. Gene Ontology annotation, cellular component: mitochondrion.